AUGUUGACUAAAAUCCUUGCUCGUUCUACUCGACUUGCUCGCCCCACCAAUGUCCUUCGUCGUGGUGGUCAUGGAACCCCUUCUUACAACGAACCUGGAGGAUAUCUUUUCAAUGAAAAGACCCGUGUAAAGGAAGAUUGGGAGAGUAUUUACUAUUGGGGUAUGGGCGGUGGUUUCGUCGCCAUGGCUGUUGCUUUAUAUUACAAGCCUGAUACUAGUGUUGUUACUUGGGCCAAGAAGGAAGCUGAAAAGUCAUUAAAAGAGAAGGGUGUCAACCUCGAAUACACCAAGACUGCAUAA
This is a messenger RNA of Mucor velutinosus, 300 nucleotides long. RefSeq lists its product as uncharacterized. The transcript has 3 exons. The coding region runs from base 1 to 300 and encodes 99 amino acids. NCBI's taxonomy places the organism in Eukaryota, Fungi, Mucoromycota, Mucoromycetes, Mucorales, Mucoraceae. The record is from RefSeq and is a predicted model, not a curated record.